Messenger RNA from Mycena citricolor, 3455 nucleotides. NCBI's taxonomy places the organism in Eukaryota, Fungi, Basidiomycota, Agaricomycetes, Agaricales, Mycenaceae. The record is from the annotation of a GenBank genome assembly.
CGACUACUUACCGUCAUGCCACUGGCUCGGCUUCCCGAGGAUGUCGAGCGCUACAUCUUUGAGAUUGGGGCAUUCUCAAAUCCACGCUCGAUCUUCACGUAUAUGCUCGUUGCACGACGUGUCAAAAUUUGGCUCGAGCCGCUACUCUACCGGACCCUCGUUACCGGCUCGGAGGCGAUUCCCGCCAUACCCGCUGUCCCACUCCAACGCAUCCUGGAUCUCCCGGACGCUCCUAGACUUACGGCGCAUACGCACAACCUGCUCUGCCACACACUGACUCAGGAGCAAAUCCUCAAGAUCAUCGCCUUGUGCCCCAAUGUCAGAAACUUGUUCGUCACGCCGUAUGCCUGGCACAUGGAUGAGGAGUCCUGGAUGGAUCUCGCCGUGGGAGUCGCGUCUCUUAGACGCCUCCGGCGGCUGCACUUCUCUCUCCACUGCAUGUUCGUAAAAGACUUUGAUGGAGGAGAAGCUAGUGCUUCUCACGAUUGGCAGUGCGCCCUGAUCCAUACACCGUUGUUCUCCACGCUCAAGCAGCUCACGCAUCUCGAGAUCUUCUCCGGCCUUGGUGAGGCGUCGGACGAUGGCGCGCCUCAUCCGAGGUGGAAACUACUCGCCGAGCUCCCGCUUCUGACGCAUCUAGCCUUGAACUGGCUGGAGCCCGAGCUCUGGCGCGCCCUGCUCCGUGCGCCGAUGCAUCUCCAAGUCCUGGCCAUCCUCACGUCGUUCGAUCCAUCGUUCCGGCCCACCGCCAUCGCGGAUGGGGUCCCAGAUGAUGAUCCUCGUUUUGUUGUUAUCAACCAGGACCGCUUUGCCGAAGAUUGGCAGAAGGGUGCAGUUGCGGGCGAGGAUUACUGGAAUGCGGCGGAGAGAUUUAUCGAGAAAAAGAAAAACGGAUUGAUUGAGCAGGAUGCGUUUUACAUCGAGUUGGUUGACAACUCCAUGAAUGAAAAUUGAGUAAAGAUUCCGAAACCAGUGUGAGGAAGCGACCGGGGUCAACGAAGAUGAACAUAUUUUUCAGUCCAACGAAAGGGCAGAGAAAAGCCCUGGACAUUGACUGGGCUAUUUCGCAGAGCUUGGUAUGCGGCUCGGAAUGUGUCUUGUCUGAUGAUGAAGGAUACUGGCAUAACAAAAGUUCCGCGUGAGUUCGUAAAAAAGCUCCUCCACAGAGGAUGUGUCAACGAUUUUUAUCGCCAGGAUUCGAAAGUCAACACAGCUGCCAUGUCAGUAUUACAGCCUAUUUCCCUGGAAAAAUUUCCAUACAUGGACUGCCUUCCUCGUGCCAUCAUUUGCAAAGAAUCAUUUCCGGCGGACCCGGUAAUGCUACUUAACUCGCAGGCAAAACCCUGGCCUGAAUUAACCAUCCCAUCUCAUUCGUAUCAUCCCUUAUCAGUCCAAUGCUUUCUUCGCCGAUGACUAAUGUGAGUUUCAAGGACUGAAAGUUCGGCGUUCUAAGGAUUUGGCGAGUCCUCCAUCGAAGACGAGUGAAUUUUCUCCGUUGGAUUUCGGAGUUGCUGGUACACUGACAAAAAUUGAUCAUAUGGGUUGUUGCUCAUUCUAUCGCGCAUCUGGGACUACAGGGGGCGAAGCCUUCAAUCUGUCACGUGCCGUCAUGGCCCAAUGUCACAUUCAUCUUCUCCUGUGACUGUCAAAUCUGCUGACCGGCCCGCUUCUUUUUCGCUGCUAUCUUGCUGCUAUCCGUUGGCUAUUCGCCUACUAUACCCUGCGCAAUCAGCGAACGACGUGACCUUCGUGAACACUACAAGUAAGGGCAUGUCGCGUGGGUGUACGCCGGAACGAGGGAAUCACGCUGCACUAUGAGCAUCUGCGACCCAUGUAGAAUCAUCGAAGGCACCUGCGACGGAGCUUUGCCUGCAUGUACCCAGUGCCAGAUACGCUCUGUCCCGUGCACUUACCAAUACGAGCGACCGUGCAGCCCUGAGGACGACUUCUUUGGGCCUUGGGGGCUGGAUGAGACUACCGCGGCUGUACUGUUGGGCGGAGGCAGUCGUUCAAGCUCGCCGGAGUCGAUACGUAGCGGCCGAUACUACGAUAGACUGACUACGGCCUCGCCGUACGAUCGGAUGGCGAGUGUCUCGCCGUUUGAGACGCGCUCGGUGCAUUCCCCCUACGACCGCUUGUCUGGACCGUCACCAUUCGAGCGAUUGUCGAGCGGAUCGCCAUUCGAUAGAUUGACUACGCCCUCUCCAUUCGACCGCAUCAUGUCGCCGACCACUUCUCCGUGAGUUUUGCGAGAAUGCAAAGCCUGACGACCUCGUCUUAAUGUCACUUGUAGCCACGACCCCAACUCCUUCCUUAGCCGCUUCUCCCACUCUCCGCUCUUCUUUCUCGACAUCUUGUGGUUCCGACAGUCGUUUCCAGGCGCUGUCGACUCGGAUCUCCGCACUGCCGUGUACAUGUGGACAAGCUUCCCAAUGGCUGAUACCACUCUGUCCCAAACCGUGGAGACGCUGGCGAAAGCUGUUCCCGCCAGUGACGACUCGAGCACAAUUCUUCAGACGGUGCAGGGGCAGAUCAUCGUGUCGUACUACUGCCUGGACACCGGCUGGCGCGAGCAGGGGAUGAAUCUCUGUGGAGCAGCGCUCUCGCUUGGUUCCUGGGCGGGGAUCUCUGCGUCAGACACGAACUCUUCAUCGACGUCUCUGGAGCGAAACAAGGCGUUUUGGGCGCUGUUUCUGCUUCAUAAUCUAUGGGUCGCUUCGUUUGGCGUGAGUUCGAGUCUUCCGUACGAUCCGCGGGACGUGAGUGUGCCUUGGCCGUGCAGCGGGAGGCUUGCGAGCGGAUCCCAGUUCCCUAUUGCCGAGUUUCUCGAUGCAAAGUCCGAUGUCUCGACAGAUUCCGCAACGCUCUUUCUGCAGGCGUCGAUUCUUUUGCAGCAAGUUGUGACGUUUUGCAUGGAACGCCAAGGCGACAAGUCGGAUGCUGAUCGGUUUGCGAAGCUUCAAACACGGCUGAGGUCCUUCGUUGGGCAUCUGCCUCCGCUAGUCUCGACAGAACCAAUCGCGGAUGAAAAGUAUCAAGUCGCACUGAUCACGCGGUGUCUGCUCAAUGCCUCGGUUCUCCGAUUGCACGCAUUCGGGCACAGCGGCUCUGGAACCGCCCCAGCCGUGGACUCUGCGGCUCGUGCGGCAUCGAAUCGGUUCGUGUCGGACAUCCGGCAUGCUCAGAAGCGGCGAUUCGAGUGGGUGGAUCCUGUGCUUGGACCAUUACUGUCCACUGCAUGCUUCUUCAAUUCUUCGAAUGCAUCGAGGGUUCCCGAAGCGGUGUCGAAUAUCCGGACGCUUGCCUCGGCCAUGUCCAUCUGUGCUGGGCAUUCUACACUGAUUCAGCAGUGCUGGGAUGCGACGAUCAGCUCAUUGCACGCUCAGGGAUUGUCCAGUGCCUUGUUCUGAUGCCCAGGACUGCUGCCUGACACCCCGACAUCAACGUGUUUGCUU